Monodelphis domestica (gray short-tailed opossum) is the source of this 2681-nucleotide messenger RNA. RefSeq names its product ribosomal oxygenase 1 (gene RIOX1). Gene Ontology annotation, molecular function: histone H3K4 demethylase activity; histone H3K36 demethylase activity. Gene Ontology annotation, cellular component: nucleolus. NCBI's taxonomy places the organism in Eukaryota, Metazoa, Chordata, Mammalia, Didelphimorphia, Didelphidae. The record is from RefSeq and is a predicted model, not a curated record.
ACUUCCGGCACUGCCCUCUCAGGAUCUUGGCAGGAAGCCCAGCCGGAAGAGGAGGAGUCCAAUUUUUUUCUUUUCUUUUUUUCUAAAUAGUCCGCAACAUGGACGGCACACGUGUGUCUGCUUUAGCCAUCUACCGCUUGCAAGAGGCCGCCGGUAUCAUCCAGAAAGAGAAACCCCGAAGACUACAGGAGUCGAGAAAAAGACACCCCUUGUCCCUGUCCCAAGACAGCAAGAAGAAGCAGCAAAAGCAGAAGGGGAAGAAAAAGGUGAGCCGCCUGACUCAGGGAUACUCCCAGGAAGGGCUAGGGGUGCCCGAAUCGCUACCAAAAAAGCAAAAUGACUUGAAACUGGACGGGGAGCCCGAGGCUAGAGCUCCGCUGACCUCUCCGCCCGCAGUUGCAGUAAAGAAACAGAGUCGGGACUUAAGAAAGCAGAGAGUCCAGAAUGUGACUGUGGAGCCCGAAAGAGCCCUGCCUCCGGCGGCUUGUUCAGGAGAGGAGAGGGAGGUGGAGCCCGCGUCUCCUGCUGCUAAGGUAGCAGAGAAACUGAACGGGUCCCCAAGGAAUCCCCCGAUGGUAGCGGUGGGAGAGGAGAGAGAGGCAGUACUGUCUCCUGUAGUAGAAAAACAGAGCGGGGUCCCAAGGAAGCAGAAAGUCAAGAGAGAAAGAACAAAGUCCAAAAGAGUCCCGCCUCGGACGGCUUGGAGUGCAGAGGAGAGGGAGGCAGAACCGUCGUGUUCUGAGGCAGCAGAAAAACUGAGCGUGGGUACAAGGAAGCAGAAAGUCAAGAGAGGAGAGACUGUGGAGCCUGAACGGGUUCUAGCCCUGGCCACACAUAGAGGCGAGGAGGUGGAAGCGUCUUCGGGGGCAGCAGAAAAACUGAGUCGCGGUGCAAGGAAAAAGAAAAAAAAGAGAGAAACUGCAGAGCCUGAACAGGUCCUAACCCCGAAGGCGCAGGGAGAGGAGAGGGAGGUGGAACUCUCGUUUUCUGGGGCAGCAGAAAAACUGAGCCUGGGUGCAAGGAAGCAGAGAAUUAAGAGACAAUCCGCAGAACCCUUAAGGGCUCUGCCUCCCACCCUACCUCUGACUGUUUCAGUGGAAAAAUCGAGCCAGGGCCCAAAGUGUAAGAAAAUCAAGAGGGAGAAGGCAGAGCAUGAAAGAGUUGUGGGAGAAGAGAGUGAGGUGGAAAAAGGGGCCAAAAUAGAGCUAGUGGAGGGACAAAAUAGCUGUGGAGCAAGGACCGGAACGCCCUCCCUACAGCAGGUUCUCAAGGAGUUGGGGCAGAUUCCACACAGCAAACGUCGGGCCGCACGUCUCUUUGGAUGGCUGAUUGCCCCUCUGUCCACAGAGCAUUUCUUCAGCUGGCUGUGGGAGAAGGAUGCAGUGCUGGUACGGCGGUACAACCCAGACUACUACCAGGGGCUGUUCUCCACCGCUGAACUUGACUCAGUGCUGCGCAGGGAAGACAUACAGUUUGGGCUGCACCUGGAUGCUGCUCGUUACCGGAAUGGCCAGCGAGAGACGCUGAACCCUCCUGGGAGGGCUCUCCCAGCCACAGCAUGGUCUCUGUACCGGGAUGGCUGCUCCUUGCGUCUCUUGUGUCCACAGGCCUUCUCUGCCGUCAUGUGGCAGGUGCUGUCUGUUCUCCAGGAGCAUUUUGGCAGCAUGGUGGGCGCUAAUGCCUACCUCACCCCUCCAGGCUCCCAGGGCUUUGCCCCUCACUACGAUGACAUUGAAGCCUUUGUUCUGCAGCUUGAGGGGAAGAAACUCUGGCGUGUUUACAAACCCCGGGAGCAGGUGGAAGAACUACCCCAGUUCUCUAGCCCUAACUUUGGACCUGAGGGCUUGGGGAAACCUGUGCUUCAAGAGGUGCUAGAGCCUGGAGAUCUGCUCUAUUUUCCAAGGGGCUUUAUCCACCAGGCCGAGUGUGAGCCUGGAGUGCACUCUCUGCACCUUACUAUAUCCACCUUUCAACGCAAUUCUUGGGGGGAUUUGCUAGAACCCCUGCUGCCAGCAGCUUUGCAAGCUGCCAUGGAGGAAGAUGUGGAAUUCCGAAGGGGUCUUCCUAGGGACUACCUAGAUUACAUGGGGGUUCAGCAUUCAGAAUCUGGGGACCCUCGUCGUGGUCCCUUCCUGGAGAAAUUGCAGGGAUUGCUUGUCCGCUUGGCACAGUAUGCCCCUGUGGAUGCUGUGGCUGACCAGAGGGCCAAGGGCUUCCUCCAUGACUGCCUGCCUCCAGUGCUGUCAGAGAAGGAGAGGGCACUGAGUGUGCAUGGGCUGCCUGCUCGAUGGGAGGCUGAGGAGGCUAGGGAUGUGGGGGCAAAAAUUACCACUGAGACCCAAGUCCGCCUACUUCGCCAUGGUUUGACUCGGUUAGUGAGUGAGGAUGACAGUGUCUUCUUGUACUACACAGUGGAAAAUUCUCGAGUCUAUCAUCAGGGGGAGCCCAAGUACUUGGAAAUUGACUCCCGGUACACUGAUGGCAUUGAGUACUUGUUUAGUUCAUACCCAGGGUUUGUGCAGGUGGGUGACUUGCCUUGUGAUAAUAGAAAGGACCAGAUUUCCUUAGUGACCAUGUUGUUUGAAAAGGGACUACUGAUCACCAAGAAACCUCUGACCCCAUAGGAAUGUCUUGUUGAGCAAGAGUUAAAAUAAAUGUGUGUUUUUGUUUUUACCCCUUUA